AUGCUCUCAUUCCUUGCCUCUGUUUGGCACUUGCUACUGCUCCCAUCGAUUUGGAGUGGAAUGAGCUUCCUUUUGACGAAUACAUCAUCUAUGUUUUGUUUGGGAUUUUCUUCGAGAAGUCUCAUGGUCACUCGUCAUAGUCACGGCCUUCGGAGCGUGCUUCAAAAACGUGAAUUCCAUAGCUCGGGAGUUUCUUGCUUUUCGCAAUGGGGCGACAUCAUUAACGAAAUAGAAGGCUUGCUUGAUGUUGUGGAAUCUCGGAAUGCUUCCAGUUCAGACCCAAACUGCAACAGCGGAUGGUCGACUUUGAAUCUGAAUGACCUUUCCAUCCGGGAAACCAAGCCAUCUCCGGUGGAAGAAAAACUCAUUGCUGGCCGACGCGUCUACAUCAAACGGGAUGAUUUACUACGUUUGCAUGGUUCUCAAAUAUCCGGUAACAAGGCUCGCAAACUGUUGGCCAUGAACGAGGUUCCCUACAACGAAUUUCCCAGCUGUCUUGUGAGUUAUGGAGGACCCCAAAGUAAUUCUAUGCUUGCAUUGGCGGCACUGGUGAACUACAAGAAUCGGCAGGCAUCGGUGGAAAACCACAAACAAAACACACAAAAUGAAAAUGAUGAUUCUAACAGUACUUCUUCUGCUGGUAGUUCCAACGAGAAGGGCAAUGGGGAUAAAGAGGAUACCGUUGAAAAAUGCGACACAUCUGAUCAAAUGCUCAAACGUUUCGUGUACUACACCAAAAAGUUACCACGUUUCUUACGAACUCAACCAAGUGGAAAUCUCUUUCGUGCCAAGUCGCUAGGCAUGGAGAUAAUAGAGCUAUCACAGGACGAGUAUGCCAGUUUCUUUGGUGGAGACUAUGGUGGAAGCCCGACGGCUCCUGUCAGAUUAGUCCCUCCUAUCCAGGGAGAUUCGUUGUGGGUUCCACAAGGUGGCGCGUUUGGCAUGGCGUCAGUUGGUGCUCGCGUGUUGGCCAAGGAACUUGUAGACUUUUGGACCAAGGAAGCUCCCGACCAGCCAUUGUCUGUUUGCGUACCCGGGGGCACCUGCACCAUGGCAGUCCUUUUGCACCAUGAACUUCAAAAUCUGAUUGCGCACCACCAUGAAACAACCGAUGGCGUUGAUUUGGAUAUUGAGGUGGUAGUGAUUCCAUGUGUCGGUGAUGCUGGUUACGCGAAGCGGCAAAUGAUGGCCUUGUGUGCGGAAAUUGGUGCUUCGAUUGGAGACAUUCCAACCAUUUUGCAACCAACACCAGAUUCGGGGAAGAAGCCCUCCGCCUACUUUCCCUUCGGGCAACCAAAGAAAGCAAUUUUGCAGACCUUUGAAACGAUGAAAAAAGACCACGAUGUCUUGUUGGACUUGAUUUACGGAGCUCCUGUUUGGACGAUUAUGUUGCGACACUUUGAUGUCGACCUAAGCCCCGAUUUGCGAUUUGAUCCAAAUAAGCCAUUGGCAGGUCGAGAGAUAUUGUACGUUCAUUCCGGCGGCCAAGCGGGAAUCAAUAGUCAGUUGCUACGAUACAGACACAAAGGGCUCUUGUCGAUUCACGACGUACAGCUACCUGGUAGAAACAGGCAGUAG
Molecule: messenger RNA, 1578 nt
Organism: Cylindrotheca closterium
Lineage: Eukaryota; Bacillariophyta; Bacillariophyceae; Bacillariales; Bacillariaceae
Source: the annotation of a GenBank genome assembly